AUAGAUCGAUAAACAACUCAUGAAGUGCUCAUUCGGUUUGCAAGACGCUUUUUGUCCGGUCGAGUCUGUGUUUGUAACUAUCUGUAUAUAACUUUUAUACAAUGGCUGGAUUUGGUUCAUUUCGGGAACACUUUGAUCAGAAAAAUGCUGAUCAGCAGGCAGACCUUACACCUGAUCAGAUCGUUGGCCGGAAUCUGGAGCAAAUUUCUAGAAACGUUAUGCAGAUCAAGGCCGUGUUGGGGACUUUGGAACGGUCAGUAGACAUUCCGGACAAACGAAGAGAGCUCAAAGAUCUUCAAAACGACACUCAAAGACUAACCAAAGAAACAGAUACCGCACUUAAGAAGCUCGCUCGAAAUUUGGACAAGACACCAGAGUUACGAGUACAAGAAAGGCGUCUUAAAGAAAUCUUCCAGGGCCUCCUGUCGGAAUACAGCGGCCUCCAGAAAACCAUCCGCUUCCAGACCAGGGACUCGCUGAGAAGCAGUCUCAAUAAGUCAGGAAACUUUGACAUUAAGGUCACAGACGAUGGCUCACUUGAGAGGGAUGGAGAACAGAUUCAAAUAGAACAGAUAGAGUCUGAGGCCGAACUAAACCUUAUCAAGGAGCGUGAGUCGGAUCUCAAACAACUAGAGCAAGAUAUAACGGAUAUAAACAGCAUCUUUAAAGAUCUUAGUGAAAUGGUUGAAAAGCAGGGCGAGAAAAUAGAUAUAAGUGAAAAAAAAGUCGAAAAGGCAGUGGUAGAUGUCGAGGUCGGCGUAAAAGAACUAGAAAUUGCUAAAGAAAAUGUGACACCCUCAAGAAGAAAGAAAAUAGCGCUGAUUGUAAUAGUAGUAGUGUUGUUGGUGGUCGUCGUUACAAUUAUUGUUAUUGUUGCCGCAUAAAAUGAUCUCCCCCUCUGUCCACACAACUUUGACAAUUGACAAUUGCUCAUAUAUAAAAGAUGGACAUUCGGUACAGCAUUAACAUUAAGACAUUUACAGUUUAAAGAAAGUUACAAAUGAAAUUAAUGUAACCAGCGUUUCAGUUUCCUAUUCCGGAAGCCGGCUUGCUUGAUGCAAUAAACUUUUUGUAAUUUAA
This is a messenger RNA of Mya arenaria, 1080 nucleotides long. Its product is annotated as syntaxin-7-like. The record is from RefSeq and is a predicted model, not a curated record. Gene Ontology annotation, cellular component: SNARE complex; endomembrane system; membrane. NCBI's taxonomy places the organism in Eukaryota, Metazoa, Mollusca, Bivalvia, Myida, Myidae. Gene Ontology annotation, molecular function: SNAP receptor activity; SNARE binding. The coding region runs from base 102 to 884 and encodes 260 amino acids. Gene Ontology annotation, biological process: intracellular protein transport; vesicle fusion; vesicle-mediated transport. The transcript is spliced from 11 exons.